AUGGCCUCCUCCUCCAGCGAGGCCACGUGCAGGCCCCUCCUCACCCCCUACGAGUUUGAGGUCGUCGAUGGAGACGUCGUGUGCGGUGACGAGCAGAGCUGGUGCAGGAGCGAGAGCUGCCACUGCGACAAGAAGGUGGCCUCGUGCCUGGCGAGCGCCCUGCCGUCCUACAACACGUCCUACCGCUUCUACUUCAAGCUCAAGUGCCGAGGGAACAAGCUGCAGUGCUGA
This is a messenger RNA of Tinamus guttatus (white-throated tinamou), 231 nucleotides long. The record is from RefSeq and is a predicted model, not a curated record. NCBI's taxonomy places the organism in Eukaryota, Metazoa, Chordata, Aves, Tinamiformes, Tinamidae.